AUGAUCCGGGCCAUCCCCGCGAACGCGAGUGACAACAUCUACUGCACGCUGCUGGCGCACGGGGCAGUGCACGGGGUGAUGGCCGGCUACACCGGCUUCAUUAAGAUAACACAGAAGCCCAACAGCAUCUCUCUCACUGACCGCAUGUGGGCGCGCCUCCUCGCCGCCACCUCACAGCCCUCCUUCCUUCGCAUCGACUCCACCGCCACCGCUGCCACCGCCGCCACCACUGCCGUUUCUGCUGGUGCUGAUGGUGCUGCGGCUGGGUCGUCUCAGGCGCCGGGAGGGGGUGUGAUUGAGGGGGAGUAUGGGGAGGUGGUCUUGGGGGAUGUGGGGUUGGCGGCGAGUUAUGCUCGGGAAGAGGAGGAGGAUGGUGCAGGGGUGGUGCGGAGUGUGUUGGAAGAGCUUGGGGAGGACAUGGGGAUGGAUGAGUUGGAUGUGGUGGUUGGGGUUGGAAGGAGCGGGUAUGCUGCUUCACAUGCAGCUGCUUUUGAAACAGAUGAUGAGGCAGCAAAAAACGCUGGGGAUGGAGUGGAGGGAGGUUUUCAAAAAUGA
This is a messenger RNA of Closterium sp. Naga37s-1, 555 nucleotides long. The record is from the annotation of a GenBank genome assembly. NCBI's taxonomy places the organism in Eukaryota, Viridiplantae, Streptophyta, Zygnematophyceae, Desmidiales, Closteriaceae.